ACAGUGAGCAUGUGCAAUUAUGCCAUCAAGACGCUUCCCAUUGGAGCCCUCCGAUUGGUUGUACGUCGUGACGAUUGACGCACACUUUGUUGUGGAGAGCGCCAAACACAGCAAUUAUUAGCAAAAGUAGAGUGGAAGUGCUUAGAACUGCUUUUUAACCCUGCUUGGACUUAAAUUCAGUUAACGGGACUAAUGGCUUCUACAGACAAAGCGCCGUCACAGGCCAGAAAUUUACCUUGGGUUGAAAAAUACAGACCACAGACACUUGAUGACCUGAUCUCACACAAAGAUAUUCUGAGCACCAUCCAGAGGUUUAUCAACGAGGACAAGCUUCCCCACCUGCUGUUCUAUGGCCCCCCUGGAACAGGAAAAACCUCCACCAUCCUUGCGUGUGCCAAGCAGCUGUACAAGGGCAAAGAGUUCAACUCCAUGGUGUUGGAGCUAAAUGCGUCAGAUGACAGAGGUAUUGAUGUUGUACGAGGGCCCAUUCUGAGUUUUGCCAGUACGAGAACUAUCUUCAAGAAGGGCUUCAAGUUAGUGAUACUGGAUGAGGCUGAUGCCAUGACCCAGGAUGCCCAGAAUGCAUUGCGGCGAGUGAUUGAGAAGUUCACAGAAAACACUCGAUUCUGUAUGAUCUGCAACUACCUGUCCAAGAUCAUCCCAGCCCUGCAGUCCCGUUGCACCAGGUUUCGCUUCGGCCCGCUGUCCCCGGAUCAGAUGAUCCCUCGAUUAGAGCAUGUAAUCCAGCAGGAGAAUAUUGACGUAACUCCAGAUGGAUUGAAGGCUGUCGUGACUUUGUCAUCAGGAGAUAUGAGAAGAUCGCUCAACAUUCUGCAGAGCACCAGUAUGGCAUAUGGAAAAGUGACAGAGGACACAGUGUACACCUGCACAGGCCACCCCCUCCGCUCAGACAUUGCCAACAUCCUGGACUGGUCCCUCAACAAAGACUUCACCGCAGCCUACAACCAAAUCCUUCAGCUUAAGACUCUGAAAGGCUUGGCCCUGCACGAUAUCCUCACCGAGGUUCAUUUGCUCAUACACAGAGUUGACUUUCCUCCAGCUAUUCGGAUUGGUCUGCUCAUCAAAUUGGCCGACAUAGAACACCGGCUCGCCUCAGGAACCAACGAGAAGAUCCAGCUGAGCUCCAUGGUUGCAGCGUUCCAGGCAGUGAGGGACCUGGUGGUCAGGGAGGCCUCUUAGAUCAACCACUUUACCCCACAGUGAAAUUCAGUCUCUUGGAUCUUAGCCGCAGCCAUGUGAAGAGAACAUUUUCCAACAACAUGGCCACAGUCAUUUGUUUUACACCAGGGAAAAAAAUCACACCCUGCUCCCUCUGGAAUUCAGGUGGUAUCUCCUUGAAAAGAGAAAACAGUCCUUUAAACAGUAUGGCCAAAGUUCUGUUGGGUCCCAGGUCCUUUCUGGACGUGUUCAGGGUUCACAGUUUUUUCCCUCCAUGUGGUUGUGGUGUGCAAUCAUAGACAGGGGCUAUCUGAGUCACUGACCUGCAUACAAACUGAACAAAACAUAAGGCAGUCAUUUCUAGAUUUACCACCUAAAAUAUCCAUCCUCUGGGCACUUAAUGAAUUGAUCCUACACUGCUUUUCCAUUUGUAUAUAACCGUCACCUGUCCAUCCUUUGUGGA
Molecule: messenger RNA, 1642 nt
Organism: Monopterus albus (swamp eel)
Lineage: Eukaryota; Metazoa; Chordata; Actinopteri; Synbranchiformes; Synbranchidae
Gene: rfc5
Product: replication factor C (activator 1) 5
Exons: 11
Coding region: 193-1200 (335 amino acids)
Biological process (GO): DNA repair; DNA-templated DNA replication
Cellular component (GO): nucleus; DNA replication factor C complex
Molecular function (GO): DNA clamp loader activity; ATP hydrolysis activity; DNA binding
Source: RefSeq, a predicted model, not a curated record